AUGUCUCAGGACAGUGUCACUCCUACACACCAGCCUCGCUUCGCCCUUAGCUCUUAUCUCGUCUUCCUUUUGAACCACCACCUUCGCCAAGACGAGCCAUUACGUCGCAUGUACCACUGGACCGGGACAGAGAGCAAACGAGUACGGAUUGCAAAGAAGAUAAGCGAGAAAUCAGAUAUCAUUCCAAAGGCCGAGGAUAAGGCCGAGGAUCCUAAGCCCGUCGCCCUUCCCUUCCCCGCUCAUCUGCCACAGCCUGUGGCGCGACAAGGGUUUUGUUUCUUUGCUAUCCUCGUCGUAACUUGCUCUUCAUCGUAUAUGCAUACAAUAUACGAUAAUUCGUCUUCCCCCCGCUCGAUGCUGUAG
Molecule: messenger RNA, 363 nt
Organism: Nannizzia gypsea CBS 118893
Lineage: Eukaryota; Fungi; Ascomycota; Eurotiomycetes; Onygenales; Arthrodermataceae
Exons: 3
Coding region: 1-363 (120 amino acids)
Source: RefSeq, a predicted model, not a curated record